GGCCAGUUAGGCCCGAAUGUCGUUAGCCGUGGGGAAAGAUGGCGGAAAAUUUAAAAGGCUGCAGUGUGUGUUGCAAAUCUUCUUGGAAUCAACUACAGGACCUGUGCCGCUUGGCCAAGCUCUCAUGCCCUGCCCUCGGUAUCUCCAAGAGGAAUCUCUAUGACUUUGAAGUGGAGUACCUGUGUGAUUACAAGAAGAUACGCGAACAGGAGUAUUACCUAGUAAAAUGGCGUGGAUACCCAGAGUCAGAGAGCACCUGGGAGCCACGGCAGAAUCUCAAGUGUAUACGCAUUCUCAAGCAGUUCCACAAGGACUUAGAACAAGAGUUGCUCCGGCGGCACCACCGGUCAAAGCCACCCCGUCAUCUGGACCCAAGCUUGGCCAGCUACCUGGUGCAGAAGGCCAAGCAGAGGCGGGCACUCCAACUCUGGGAGCAGGAGCUCAAUGCCAAGCGCAACCAUCUGGGACGCAUCACUGUGGAGAAUGAGGUGGAUCUGGAUGGUCCCCCUCGGGCCUUUGUAUACAUCAAUGAGUACCGUGUUGGUGAGGGCAUCACCCUUAACCAAGUGGCUGUGGGCUGCGAGUGCCAGGACUGCCUAUGGGCACCCGCUGGAGGCUGCUGCCCUGGGGCAUCACUGCACAAGUUUGCCUACAAUGACCAGGGCCAGGUGCGGCUGCGAGCUGGGCAGCCCAUCUAUGAGUGCAACUCCCGUUGCCGCUGUGGCUAUGACUGCCCCAACCGUGUGGUACAGAAGGGCAUCCGCUAUAACCUCUGUAUCUUCCGCACGGAUGAUGGACGAGGCUGGGGUGUCCGCACACUGGAGAAGAUCCGCAAGAACAGCUUCGUCAUGGAAUACGUGGGAGAGAUCAUUACCUCAGAGGAGGCGGAGCGGCGGGGCCAGAUUUACGACCGCCAGGGUGCCACAUACCUCUUCGACCUGGACUACGUGGAGGAUGUGUACACCGUGGAUGCCGCCUAUUACGGCAACAUCUCCCACUUUGUCAACCACAGUUGCGAUCCCAACCUCCAGGUGUACAACGUCUUCAUAGACAACCUUGAUGAGCGGCUACCCCGCAUUGCUUUCUUUGCCACAAGAACCAUCUGGGCAGGCGAGGAGCUCACUUUUGAUUACAACAUGCAAGUGGACCCCGUGGACAUGGAGAGCACCCGCAUGGACUCCAACUUUGGCCUGGCCGUGCUCCCUGGCUCCCCCAAGAAGCGGGUCCGUAUUGAAUGCAAGUGUGGGACUGAAUCCUGCCGCAAAUACCUCUUCUAGCCCUUCAAAGUCUGAGACCAGACUGACUGUGGGGCCUAAAGCCACUCAUCCCAUCCACCCGCUACCCACUUGCCCUCCAGUUGAGGAAUGACUGCCAGGGCUGCCUCCUGUCUGCCUCUACCUGCCCCCACCUGCCCUGUGCGUGGGGUUGUGGUGAGGACCGACUUCCAGAAAUCCCCUCUCCCAGUCCCAAUUCCAUCCAUGGGUUGCACUUACAACCCUUUGCCCAUCUUGAGAAGUAAUUUGUUAAAAUCAGGAGUUUCUGAAGUUAGGAUUCAUGACCUGUCAAGGAGGUCCAAGGGGUAAGCCCCAGCUGCAGAAUAAAAAGGAGUUUAUGUACCUGUUUCUGCCUGGAGCUUGAGGGGUCUGUUGCAGACCUUCUCUUUACUGCUCCAAGAGUGUGGAAGCUGCCCCAGGGCAGGCUGACAUAAGAGCUCAGACUUCCCAGCCCACUUGGUGAAAGAAAGGGGGUUUGCAGGGAUAGGGACUAGAUUCUGCUUAUGCUCACAUGUAGGCUGUGUAUCCAAGAAGUAGAUGCCUACAUGCCCCUGGAAGGAGAGUGGAUGCCCAUGGCCCACUGGCCAAUAAGAGCAAGGCAGUCCUGACUCUCCAAGUCCUUAAGGUGGGCUGAGAUUGAGCUCUGCCCAUGAGGUGCACAGAAGGCGCCUGGGACCCCUGUUGGCGUAUGAUGACUGCUGGGACUACUCAGAGUUGGAACCAAGACCUAGGUAGGCUGUAGAUAGCACUUAGGACAAAAAUGUGCAUUGAUGGGGUGGUGACAAGGUGCCAGCCACUGAGCCAAGCACCUGGCCCACAUAGAUUGUCUCAGGGAAGCUUUGAAAACUGUGGAGGUGGGUCCUAGGAAAGGGCCCAUAUGGCAGGCCAAGUACAGUCUCAAAAGUUACCUGCCCACAGAUGUACAGAAGAUGAAGGCUCUGAUGGCUGCCUCACCCCUUCCUUCCCCUGUGAGGUCUUCUCCAGGAAGCCUUCCCUGACUACCUGUGCCCAGAGAGCCCCUCUGUGAGACUGUGCCCUGCCACCAGAUCUGUGUGGCUGCCUGUGUGUCCGUGCUCCCUGACCCUAGACUGACUUUCAGGCAUGGACUGAAUCUACUUUUUCUGUUGUAUAUUCCUUGGCCCCACCCAGCCUGGGGUGGGCAUCAAUAAAGUGAGUUGUUGA
This is a messenger RNA of Phyllostomus hastatus (greater spear-nosed bat), 2456 nucleotides long. RefSeq names its product SUV39H1 histone lysine methyltransferase (gene SUV39H1). The record is from RefSeq and is a predicted model, not a curated record. Gene Ontology annotation, cellular component: nucleus. Lineage: Eukaryota; Metazoa; Chordata; Mammalia; Chiroptera; Phyllostomidae. The transcript has 6 exons. Gene Ontology annotation, molecular function: histone H3K9 methyltransferase activity; zinc ion binding; protein binding. Bases 39 to 1277 code for a protein of 412 amino acids.